UCUAUAAAUUUGAUAUCACAAAAUUUUGUAAUAGGCAGCCCAACCACGAAGAAAAUUUCAACCCAGUAGAUCACACCUUGUCCUGAAAUUCUCGCGAUAUAUUGUCGGUGUAUAGACAACUGAUGCCACCGAAAUGUAACUGCGACCGAUGAACUCCCAAUCCUAAGACGUCGCCACGAGAGCUUUUACCACCGCAAGAUAGCCGCCACGUGGGGGAAAAGUUGGGCCCGGUCAGACAUUAACUGAGUUGGCUGGCAUUUAUUGGUAGAAAUUGAGUUAACCAUAGAGUGCAGUCAAUAACUAACCCUAGUCAACAAAUCUUUUUAGAUUCGUGAACUAUGGUUAAAAGGUGCAUCCAGUGGUGUACGGCUCGCGUUGUCUCUCUCGCUUGCUCACGUUGAAAAAAGCAUAGCCAACUACGCGGCGUUAAAUUCUCCUUUGUAAAUCUGUUUUGUCUCUAAAUUUUUCUCUUUCUUCUUUCAUUCUUUUGAUUGGCUUAUACUUGAAGGCAGGCGCGGGUGUCAACACCCAGUCCACGGCAAUUUCUUGCCGGAAAAGUUAUUAGAUCGCCGGGGAAGAGAAGGAGUUUUUUGGGUUCUUUUUUUUUGGGAAAAUUAGUUUAUUAUUCGUUUGAAUUGGUUAAGUACUUAAGUCGUUAAGAGUUUCGUUUGAGGAAAAAAUUGAUCUCUUUGAUUGAUCUUGAAUUAUUUUGUUGUAUUUUUGGAAGUUUUCGGAUCUCAAAGAUUCUGUUAGGUGUCAUUUUUUAGAAAAGAAAGGGAUUUUUUUUUUUUUGAGGUGGAUACUAAAUUUGAUGCAAAUUUUCUGAAAAUCGACCUACAUUGAUCGAAUUUCAAAGGAACAAAACGGCGGCGUAUUGGGGGGAUGAUGAACAGGGUGGAGAUUGAGGUUAUUGCUGGAAAUGUGCAGUGUUGAAGGGAAAGGUAAAAAAGUAGGGAUAAGAAUGGGGGUAGUCAAAGGGGGAGGAGGCGGCGAAGGGGAGAGAGUGGAGAAGUUGAAGGGCUCGAGAAUGAAGCUGUGGAUGAUACGCGCCACCACAUCGGUGUUGCUUUGGACUUGCAUCGUACAGUUAACGGCCAUGGGAGAGACGUGGGGACCCCGUGUUCUUAAAGGUUGGCCUUCCUGUUUUUCUCACCAGGAUUCCUCUGUUUCCGUUAUUGAAGACCAAGCCCCCUCCGUUCCCGCCCGUGUCCUUCCUCCCAAAAGGGUAUAUAAGAACAAUGGUUACUUGAUGGUUUCAUGCAAUGGAGGUCUCAAUCAAAUGCGAGCAGCUAUUUGUGACAUGGUUACAAUUGCAAGAUAUUUGAAUGUCACACUUAUUGUCCCGGAGCUGGAUAAAACAUCCUUUUGGGCUGAUCCAAGUGAAUUUCAAGAUAUAUUUGAUGUGGAUCAUUUCAUUACAUCGCUGAGAGAUGAGGUUCGUAUAUUGAAGGAGUUGCCUCCUAGGCUUAAGAGGAGAGUGGAAAUGGGGAUGGUAUAUUCCAUGCCACCGAUUAGCUGGUCUGAUAUAUCCUACUAUCAUAACAAGAUUCUUCCUCUAAUACAAAAGCAUAAAGUUGUACAUUUGAAUAGAACUGAUACACGACUUGCCAACAAUGGGCAGCCUUUAGAUAUUCAGAAGCUGCGAUGUCGUGUAAAUUUUAGUGCUUUGAGAUUCACGUCUCAGAUUGAGGAGUUGGGUAAACGAGUUAUUAAGCUUCUGAGGCAAAAUGGUCCUUUUAUAGUACUUCAUCUUAGAUACGAAAUGGACAUGUUAGCAUUUUCUGGCUGUACCCAAGGUUGCAACAAUGAGGAAGUGGAGGAGUUGACAAGAAUGAGAUAUGCUUAUCCCUGGUGGAAAGAAAAAAUAAUAAAUUCUGAUUUGAAAAGGAAAGAUGGUUUGUGCCCUUUGACGCCUGAGGAAACUGCGCUUAUUUUGAGGGCACUGGAUAUUGAUAACAGUUACCAAAUCUAUAUCGCAGCUGGUGAAAUAUAUGGUGGAGAGAGGAGAAUGGCAAGUCUUGCUGCAGCUUAUCCAAAAUUGGUUAGAAAGGAGACUCUGUUGGAGCCAUCAGACCUUAGAUUUUUUCAAAAUCAUUCAUCCCAGAUGGCAGCAUUAGAUUAUCUUGUUUCAUUGGAGAGUGAUAUUUUUAUUCCUACGUAUGAUGGAAACAUGGCUAAAGUUGUUGAAGGCCAUCGUAGAUGUCUGGGGUUCAAGCAGACAAUUUUAUUGGACAGAAGGCUUUUGGUUGAUCUGAUAGACCAGUACAACAGUGGAUCUCUAAGCUGGAAUGAGUUCUCAGAUGCUGUUAAGGAAUCUCAUGAAAGUCGCAAGGGGCAACCAACACAAAGGUUGGUGAUUCCUGACAGGCCUAAAGAAGAGGAUUACUUCUAUGCCAACCCAGAAGAAUGCUUGCAACCAUCAUAUGGUCAACUGAGUAGCACGUGAUCAUUCUAUCUGCGGAUUUUGACAUUUAUCAAUGCUUUUUCUAUAGCGCUAGGCACCACACCUGAAACCAAAAUGUAGUUUCUCUACACAAGUAUGACGACAAUGAAGGGUUUUCUUCAAGGAGGCAUUUGUGGAGAUGAUUGGGGACAGUAGAAGAAAGCCUGAGAGGAUCUUGAGAAGCAGCUGGAUGAUACAAAAUUUUAAUAUAUGCAAAUAAUCAGAAGAAUGUAUAGAAGAGCUGCCCUGCUGUUAUAGGGUAAUGUCAGAUCAAAAUGUGUUAGUACACCAGGGAUGCAAGUAUAAAUUUGGAUUAUCGAGACUGGAUUCAUGGAAGGUUAAUACCUCGCCCUUCCCUCUUGCAAAUUUUUUUUCUUGUUUUUUGUUUCUUUUUGAACGCUUUACGAUCUAGCUAGUUUCUAAGCAUACAUCACAUUCUAGAAUUCAUCUUGUCACACCGAACACAGAUCAUUGUAUUUCUUUUAGCAUGGCCCCAUCAAUGCAGGGAAUGGUUGAAAGCAUUGAAUAUUAACUUUACUGCACUAAUCUUGUAAAUUAAAUGCCCUAUACGGAAGACAUUUCGGGUUGAGUGA
Molecule: messenger RNA, 3036 nt
Organism: Durio zibethinus
Lineage: Eukaryota; Viridiplantae; Streptophyta; Magnoliopsida; Malvales; Malvaceae
Product: rhamnogalacturonan I rhamnosyltransferase 1-like
Cellular component (GO): cytoplasm
Source: RefSeq, a predicted model, not a curated record